UUUACCUGUCUGCCUAUGUCCACUUUCAUUUCCAAUAAAUGUUUGCAUUCAAAUUUUACAUGAGUCUAAAUGAAAAAUUAGGCACGAAGACUGGAACCCACGAUCCUUGGAUCUACAGUAAUUUGGAAUUGCACAAAAACUAGAACGUCACAUCGCAUACGGUUGUUAUUCAUUUUAUUUCUUCCUAGAAAAUGUUCAGUUCUCCGUCGCAUACUUAUUUUUAUUCGCGAGCCAAUUACGAGUGCCGCCCGCAAAUGGUAGUCGAGAUGUUAAAAUCCUUUACGGAUGCAAAGGUCCUUUUAUUUCACAGGAGUUCUCGCAAACGAAUCGGAAAUAAAACUUCAAAGUAUUCACCGGUUUGUUCGUUUUAUCUUUCGAGGAACGGUACGGCGGUUAGCGCGUUAUAAAAUCGCCAGCGACGAGACGGGAGUUUUGGUACAAGACGGAGGCAGAGAUAAAAGUUUGCGACGCUUCUCGAAGCAUACGCGGCAAGGUAACCAUAGCCAUCUCACCUGACGCCGAAGGCGAUUCCCAGCGCGACGAUCAGAGGCAGCAGCGUCGAGAUACACGCUAGGAAAACUGUUUGUAUGUCUGAGAAACCAGCGAGUAUACCUGCAACACAUCAAAACAUUAUUUUCAAGAUAUCGCUCGUCAUUCGUUGUUUAAACGUAUUUAAUACUUCAAUCGACAUGUCGACGAUAUUAUCAUUUUUAGCUUUUGGACGUUCUGCUUGGGUUUAAAAGAAUUCUAAUAGAAUUUUAAAAGAAUAUCUAUGAUAUAAUUAAUAAUAACUAAUCGAUUAAAAUUAUAAUUAAUCGAUGCACUAGAAUUCUUUUCAAAUCGUUUUCAUGACCAUUUCGAUCACGCCAAAAGAAAUAUACGAGCAGCGCUAAAAGAACCCAAAAUGCAACGAACAAACGUGGACUUUUCAUGGCGGCGCGCAUUGCGUGCAUUUUCACCUAAUUUCGACGAGGAGAGCUGCGAGGAUAUUCCAAGAUGACAUCUGUUUAAAAGCUUUCAUCCUUCAAAUUCUAGGUUACAACCACAAUUUCCAAGCCUUUCGAAACAAUCCCUGGCACGACUCGAUCUUCCUUCAACGAUGCAUCCACGCGAAACUAAGCCUUCAACGAUCUCGUUUCCAUUGACCCCAAAACGCUAUGAUAAGCCGCAAAUUUCGAACGUAAAAUGAACGAGUGUUUCGAGGAUUGGAGGGACGCGACAGAGGAGGAAUGGACGAACUGUCAUUUCCGGAAGCUGGUGCCGCUUUACAGAAAGUCACCGUGCCUGUGGAAGAAGGACUCGAGGCACUAUCUUGACAGCGACCGCAGGCACCGCGCGUACAGGCGUAUUUGCGACGCCAUGGGGUUGCCAGGGGUGACUCUGGUGGAGAUCGUGUUGAGGAUUCGGGGGAUGCGCAAACUAUACGUGUCAGAGCUGAAGAAGCUGCUGGAGGCCGAGUCGAGCGGCGACUGCUAUCAGAACACGUUUCCCUGGUUCUACGAUUUGCAUCGAUUCCUCUAUCCGUACCUGGACUACGACGAGGCAGUCGAGUUGCACAAUGGCGACCGCGAUAUCGCAGAGUUUAGAGAAACGAACGAUCCUCGUCGGAAUCCAUCCCAUUGCUGCUGCGUCGACUGUCCCUUGUCGAACUGGAACAUCGCCGACAGACCUGUCGAUCGUUUCUUGCCACCCAGACAAGCUUUCUGCGCCCAGGCUUCCACCAGUUCCCCUGUCGUUUCCUUGCCAGAGGUCAGGACUCGUCCUAGAACUUGUCCCCGGUCGUGCAGCAGUAUUACGCGCGAGGACGGGGCCACUUCCGGCAACGUUUGCCACGUGGACAGCGAUUCGAGUUCCUGCCACGGGAAUUUCGGAUUCGAUGGAUUCACCACGGACGCAUCGACGGGAACUCGACAGGAGCAGCAACACGAAUUUACUAUCUGCGGGUUACACGACGCAUCGUCUUAUAGUGACUCUAUUGAGACCGAUUCGGAUCACUAUGAAGCUUUCUCAACGAUUGUUGCGCGUUGCUUGAGGAAAUUGGGCAGACCCGUUGCAAAUAGAGCGCAAUCGGAAAUUCGGAAAAUCUUAGCGAACCUUGUGGCAGAAUCGCAUGUAACUAUGAGACUUACAAAAUUAUUUAAUUUUAUUAUACUACUCGAGUAUAAUAAAAGAUCAGAUCCUCGUACGGUCAAAGUACGAUCGAGUAGUAUUAUUUUUUAUCAUAUUGAUAACAUAUUUUGGAUGUACUAUUUUUCAGAUCAAGAAAUAAGGGACAAUUUAAAUCCUGAUGCUAUAUCGACAAAAUCGUUAAUAUUUAAUAUUGAAUUUGACCUGUCUGGCAACUAUCAGAUUUAAAUUUAACAUACUGUGAAUGAAUAAUUAAAGGAUCACUGUAUCGUAAAUUUACAAAUAUGUUAAUUUUGUAUAGAUAGAAU
This is a messenger RNA of Hylaeus volcanicus, 2435 nucleotides long. RefSeq lists its product as uncharacterized. The record is from RefSeq and is a predicted model, not a curated record. The coding region runs from base 1186 to 2355 and encodes 389 amino acids. The transcript has 5 exons. Lineage: Eukaryota; Metazoa; Arthropoda; Insecta; Hymenoptera; Colletidae.